CAUUCGUGGGCGACGUAUAAAGCCGCGGACGGUCCGUAUCCGCGCUUCAGUCGGCGGCCGUGCCUUCCAUAUCCGCGCGCGUGCCGUCGUAUCUGUCACGAUCCAUCCAUCGCGAUCCUAAGACGAGAAAGCGGCAUCGAGGGGAUCACAAGGGAAAAUUCACUUUGUGCUUGCUUCAGCCUUUCAAUUCCCGGAAACUCAAUCGCGAAACGAUAUCGAAUAACCACGCACAGAGUGCAUCAGGAUCGCGUCAGGAUGCGAGUCCUGAAUGUACUGAUUCUCGGAUUACUACUGGCUGUCUACGCUGUCGAUGGUAGCGUCAUAUCCGACGAAGUGUUAACUGCGAGUCUGCAAGAUGUCUGGCACGAAGAUGAGUUUAUUAUCGCUUUAUCCAACAUCAAGGUCAAGAAGAAGCACUCCGGCGGUUCAAUCGAGACUCUAUUGGCGAUGAAAUAUUCAGACACGAGAACGAAAAUGGUGAUUCUACUCGAUCGGCGCUCGAAGCGCGUUAUACUCGAAAACCUCGACGAGGCCGGCCGACGAGACGCCGCACACGUCAACGUGGAUAGCCUCGCGGUGAACACCCCUCUGAAAAGUCUAAUUCUGCUGGUGCAUCAGAUGCAGCCGAAUCGUCGCGUGGACGUGUAUGUCGACUGUGUUUACGAGGGCUCUAUACCGCUCAAAAAAACUUUCCGCGACAUAGCCGACGCCGAAAACAGCCCGUUGGUGGAAGUAUUUAGAGAACGAAAAUGCCGAAUAAAAGUGUAUAAAUCUCCAAGCAUCACCGAGGCGCUGAGGAAAGAACAGUGUCCCGAUAAGAAACAACCUUCGAUAUUUGAGACUAUUAUGCAACCGGACCGUAAGAAAUCUUCUGAAUCUGAUGAAGACGACAAAAAAAAAUUGACUAAUCGUUCUGAUGAGACCAAUGGGGGAUCGAGUAUACCGGAUCAGGCUAACGAUUUGACAUCUCCCACGAAUGAUCGUAAUCCGAACAAGACAGAUUAUUCAGGUCGUCCAGAUGGCAAAGAUAAACCAGAUAAAUAUAAUCCGCAUGGCUCUCUCGAUCCGUUUUCUCAAUCUGGACAAUCGAAUAAAACGGAUGAUCUUGAUUAUCCAGACGGAUCUUCACCGUACUCUCAGUCUCUUGCGGGAUAUCCAACUAAAGAAUUACAAUUUGGAUCCAACAAACAACCCGAUAAUCAACCGGAUUCAGGAUUCGAUAAAUCAGAUGCACAAGAUUCCGAUACACCUGGACUUGUACGACCAGAUGAGAUGGACGAGCUUGAUUAUCCAGACGGAUCUCAUCCUUCAAUUACGGGACAUCGCCCCAAUAAACCGAAUCAAUCUGGAGGCAUGGCUAGCAUUAAACCCGAUCAAUCGGGUUCGAAGCCCGAAUCGGAUCAGAAUGGUUUCAAUAAACCUGACGGGUCGAAUCCAUAUGAUUCUGACAGAUAUCCUUCUCUAACAUCAAUUGAGUUUGCCGAGUUUGGACGUCCUAAUAAUUCCAAGCGACCUGGUCGAAGUCCAUAUCCGAAUAAUUUAGGCCAAGAUGAAUACGAAUAUCCGAAUGAGACGGAUAGUGAUUCAUCCGACAAAAAACCCACGAGAGGAGAUAUUGGAAUCCAGAGUCUGAAUGAAAGAGUCUGCCAGACCGACGAUCAAGUCGUGAAAACCUUGAACGAAUUAAUCAACGCCACCAGGAAACUCUGGAGGGAAAUGGAACUAAAUAGGCUGGAAACCCAACAUCUUCGUCAAUUGAUCGAAAACUGCUCGGCGUGUCGUACACCCUUCGUGCCAACAUCGCCGCCGUCCACAUGCGACCAUAACUCUCCGUGCUACCCCGGCGUCGAUUGCCGUAACACCCCGAGCGGACCCCAAUGCGGCCCCUGUCGUCACGGUUACACCGGAAACGGGCGGGUCUGCGUCAAAAUCAACGUCAUCACUUGCGCCCAACGGCCGUGCUUCCAAGGAGUGCGGUGCUACGAGAACAUCAAUGGUUACAAAUGCGGCAGGUGUCCAAGCGGAUACGUCGGCGACGGCGAAAGAUGCGAGAGGCACAGGAAUCCCUGCGACAAUCAUCCCUGUCAUCCCGAAGUCAAAUGCUAUUCCACACAGACUCCACCGUAUUUCAGAUGCGGUCCAUGUCCGAUGGGAUACGUGGGCAAUGGCACGGUUUGUCUCGACGCGAACGAAUGCGAGCUGGCACGACCCUGUCAUCCCGGUGUGCGAUGUAUCAACCUCCAUCCUGGAUACAGAUGCGACCGAUGCCCGACAGGUUACACGGGGCCAAUGACGGAAGGUGUUGGAGUAGAGAUGGCCAGAACGCGGAAACAGAUCUGCGAGGACAUAAACGAGUGCGAGAUCAACAACGGUGGAUGCAAUCCCUAUUCAGAAUGUAUUAACACGGAAGGGUCCUAUAGGUGUGGCCCAUGCAGAGGUGGUUACAUCGGUAAUCAAACGAUAGGAUGUCACCUUCAGCAUGAUGUCUGUCCAGAUAUGAUAACAGUUUGUGAUGUCAAUGCUUAUUGCAUCGCUAUGUACACCAACGAAUAUAUAUGCAAGUGUCGCGUCGGAUGGGCUGGUAAUGGACACGCCUGCGGUCCCGACAGCGAUAGCGACGGCAUCCCUGACAGAAGUCUUCAUUGCCACGACCGUCGCUGUUACACCGACAAUUGUCCGACAAUACCAAACAGUGGCCAAGAAGAUACUGACGAAGACGGAAUUGGCGAUGCUUGUGACGAUGACGACGACAAUGACGGCAUACUGGAUCUAUCUGACAACUGUAAGCUUAUAUAUAAUCCGAACCAGCUAGACACCGACAACGACAAGAUCGGCGAUGCCUGCGACAAUUGCCCAUUGGUUUGGAAUCCGAAUCAGGAGGAUUGUGAUGAUGAUGGUUCGGGCGACGCAUGCGAUAACGAUAUGGAUAACGACGGUAUAUACAACAAUCAGGACAAUUGUGUCAAAGUAAAGAAUCCAGAUCAGCGUGACAGCGAUGGGGAUGGCAUCGGUGAUGUCUGCGACAACUGUCCUGACAUUAGCAAUCCAGAUCAAGCAGAUAUUGAUGGCGAUGGCGUCGGGGAUAUUUGCGAUACCAAUGCGGAUCGCGACAGGGACGGUGUCCAGGACAACAGAGACAACUGUCCGGAUGUAGCAAACCCCGGACAGAACGACGUCGAUCACGACGGGAUCGGCGACGAAUGCGACGACGACAUCGAUGGCGAUGGUGUACCCAAUAUGAUCGAUAAUUGUCCUUACGUCUACAAUCCGGAUCAACGUGAUCUUAAUCACGAUAAUAUUGGCGAUGCAUGUUGGAACGACAAUGAUAACGACACGAUUAUCAACAUCCACGACAAUUGUCCUAAUAAUAGUCUAAUAUGGGCGACGGACUUCCGUAAAUAUACGACAAUUGCCCUCGAUCCACGUGGUACCGCGCAACUUGAUCCUGUAUGGAAAAUUCAUAGUCAAGGAACUGAGAUUCAACAGCUUCUUAAUAGCGAUCCCGGAAUUGCCAUAGGACCGGACGAGCUGACAAACGUCGAUUUCGAAGGAACCUUUUACAUCGAUAACGAUGACGACGACGAUUUUAGGCCUGUGACGCUGAGGAAUUAA
This is a messenger RNA of Pogonomyrmex barbatus (red harvester ant), 3612 nucleotides long. RefSeq names its product Thrombospondin (gene Tsp). Lineage: Eukaryota; Metazoa; Arthropoda; Insecta; Hymenoptera; Formicidae. Gene Ontology annotation, molecular function: calcium ion binding. Gene Ontology annotation, biological process: cell adhesion. Gene Ontology annotation, cellular component: extracellular region. The record is from RefSeq and is a predicted model, not a curated record.